Messenger RNA from Syngnathoides biaculeatus (alligator pipefish), 2763 nucleotides. RefSeq names its product glutamate receptor 1-like. The coding region runs from base 1 to 2763 and encodes 920 amino acids. The transcript has 18 exons. The record is from RefSeq and is a predicted model, not a curated record. Gene Ontology annotation, cellular component: AMPA glutamate receptor complex; dendritic spine; plasma membrane. Gene Ontology annotation, molecular function: AMPA glutamate receptor activity; transmitter-gated monoatomic ion channel activity involved in regulation of postsynaptic membrane potential. Lineage: Eukaryota; Metazoa; Chordata; Actinopteri; Syngnathiformes; Syngnathidae. Gene Ontology annotation, biological process: modulation of chemical synaptic transmission; synaptic transmission, glutamatergic.
AUGCUCGGCUUGGCGCUCGCCGCCGCCGCCGCUUUCCCCGCCAGCGUCAACAUAGGAGGACUUUUCCCGGCUGGCUCGCACGAACAGGAAGUGUUCCGCUUCGCUGUGACACAACGCGGCAGCGAAGUUCCGAAACUUCUGCCGCAGAUGGACGCCGUGGACGCCAGCAACAGCUUCGCCAUGACGUACGCUUUCUGCUCCCAGUUCGCCAAGGGCGUCCAUGCGGUGAUGGGCGUGUACGACCAGCGGACCGUCAACAUGGUGUCUUCCUUCUGCGGCUCGCUUCACAUCAGCUUCGUCACGCCGUCGUUUCCCGCGAUGGCCGACAGCCCCUUCGUGCUGCAGUUGAGGCCCGGCCUGCGGGAGGCGCUCCUGUCGCUGCUGGACCACUUCGGCUGGCGGCGCUUCGUCUACAUGUACAGCGUGCACGAAGGCGUGUCGGUCCUGAAGAAAGUUCUGGAGCGGGCAGUCGAGCGAGGCUGGCAGGUGACGUCGGUCAACCUGGACUCGUUGAACGAGUCCGGCUUCAUCCAGCUGCUGGCUGACCUGGACUUCAAGAAGGAAUUCCAGGUGGUUCUGGACUGCGAGUCGGACCGGCUCAACGCCAUCCUGGCCCUGAUUGCAGCGCAGAGAAGAAACCUGAAGAACUAUCAGUACAUCCUCCUCAACAUGGGCUUCGUGGAGCUGAACCUGACCGAGUUCCACGCGCUGUCCCCGAACGUGACGGGUUUCCAGCUGGUCAACUGGUCCGACGAGUCCGUGCAGAAGGUUCACCGGGACUGGAUGAAAUUUGAUUCCAAAGACGGCAAAGGGACGCGGCGCACUCUGCGGUACGCAGGCGCGCUGACCUAUGACGGCGUGAGCGUGGUGGCGGCGGCUUUUCAGAACCUGAGACGCCAGCGCAUUGACGUCUCUCGCCGCGGGAACGCCGGGGAGUGCCUCGGGAACCCCCCCGCGCCCUGGGGGCAAGGCAUCGACAUACAGAGGGCACUGCAGCAGGUGCGUCUCCAGGGUCUGACGGGCCGUGUUCAGUUUGAUGAGCAGGGACGUCGGACAAACUUUACACUCACAGUCGUGGAACUGAGCCGGACCGGACCCCGGAAGGUGGGUGUGUGGAGCGAGCAGAGGGGCUACGUGAACACGGCCCGGUACAAGCCAGCCCAGGAGGAGUUCUACGGGCUGCAGAACCGCACCUACGUCGUGACGACCAUCUUGGAAGCACCCUACAUGAUGCUGAAGAACAACCACGAGCAGCUGGAGGGAAACGAUAAAUACGAAGGUUACUGUGCCGAACUGGCCGCCGAGAUCGCCAAGCACGUGGGCUUCGCCUACCGCCUGGAGCUGGUGGGCGACGGCAAGUACGGCGCCCGGGACCCCAGCACCAAGAUGUGGAACGGCAUGGUGGGGGAGCUUGUGUAUGGGAAGGCAGACGUUGCGGUGGCGCCGCUGACGAUCACGCUGGUGCGCGAGCAGGUGAUCGACUUCACCAAACCCUUCAUGUCGCUCGGCAUCUCCAUCAUGAUCAAGAAGCCCACCAAGUCCAAACCGGGCGUCUUCUCCUUCCUGGAUCCGCUGGCCUACGAGAUCUGGAUGUGUAUCGUCUUCGCCUAUAUCGGCGUCAGCGUCGUGCUCUUCCUGGUGAGUCGCUUUAGUCCCUACGAGUGGAAGAAGAGCGAGGAGGAAGAAGAGGUGGAGGAAGAUAAAGCAGCACGCAGUUCUUCCAAACAUGUAGCCAGAUUUCCACUACCUGCCUUCCAGAACCAGCAGGCUGUCCAAGACAAAGAGAGUCCGGAGCACACCAACGACUUUGGCAUCUUCAACUCUCUGUGGUUCUCCUUGGGAGCCUUCAUGCAGCAAGGAUGCGACAUCUCGCCCAGGUCCUUGUCGGGCCGCAUCGUGGGCGGCGUGUGGUGGUUCUUCACGCUGAUCAUCAUCUCGUCGUACACGGCCAACCUGGCGGCGUUCCUGACGGUGGAGCGCAUGGUCUCGCCCAUCGAAAGCGCCGAGGACCUGGCCAAGCAGAGCGAGAUCGCCUACGGGACCUUGGACGGCGGCUCCACCAAAGAGUUCUUCAGGCGGUCCAAGAUCGCCGUGUUCGAGAAGAUGUGGUCGUACAUGCGCGGCGCCGAUCCGUCCGUCUUCGUCAAGAACACAGACGAAGGCGUGAGCCGCGUGCGCAAGUCCAAGGGCAAGUACGCCUACUUGCUGGAGUCGUCCAUGAACGAGUACAUUGAGCAGCGGGCGCCCUGCGACACCAUCAAGGUGGGCGGCAACCUGGACUCCAAAGGCUACGGCGUGGCCACUCCCAAAGGAUCGCCGCUCAGAAAUCCCGUCAACCUGGCCGUGCUCAAGCUCAAUGAGCAGGCCGUGUUAGACAAGUUGAAGAACAAGUGGUGGUACGACAAAGGUCAAUGUGGACACAAGGACGCCGGCAGGAAGGACAAGACGAGCGCUCUGAGCCUGAGCAACGUGGCGGGAAUCUUCUACAUCCUGAUCGGCGGGCUGGGCGUGGCCAUGAUGGUGGCGCUGCUCGAUUUCUGCUACAAGUCGCGGCUCGAGUCGCGCAGGAUGAAGGAACUGAUCGACGCCGCCGUGCUGAGCAGCGGCCUGGGCGGCGUGACGCUGGCGGGGGGCGGGGCCCUGGCGCUGGCGGGCCAGAACGGCGGGGCGGUGGCGGCGCAGGAGCUGGCUCGGGCGAGCGCGCCCGGCUUGGCCUGCGUGAGCAAAGCCGCCAGCUUGGGCCUGUCCUCCGACCUCACGUGA